Eremothecium cymbalariae DBVPG#7215 is the source of this 504-nucleotide messenger RNA. It is a transcript of the gene GNA1, whose product is annotated as glucosamine 6-phosphate N-acetyltransferase. The transcript has a single exon. Lineage: Eukaryota; Fungi; Ascomycota; Saccharomycetes; Saccharomycetales; Saccharomycetaceae. Gene Ontology annotation, cellular component: Golgi apparatus; endoplasmic reticulum; endoplasmic reticulum-Golgi intermediate compartment. The coding region runs from base 1 to 504 and encodes 167 amino acids. Gene Ontology annotation, biological process: UDP-N-acetylglucosamine biosynthetic process. Gene Ontology annotation, molecular function: monosaccharide binding; glucosamine 6-phosphate N-acetyltransferase activity. The record is from RefSeq and is a predicted model, not a curated record.
AUGACCAUACUACCAGAAGGUUACCAAAUCAGAAGAACUGAGGCGCAGGACUAUUCCGGGGUUAUUCACACUCUGAAAGUUCUGACGACUGUGGGCAAUGUCACACAACAGGAAUUUUGCGAUACAAUUGAGUACUGGAAAACCGUGAAGGUACCCAUUGUUGCAAACCGAAAAACGAGGCAACCUGCUGAAGAGGUACUUGCAUACAAUCCGCUUGUAAUCACUGAUGAUACUGGUAACGUAGUUGCGACUGGGAAUAUUAUCAUCGAAGCCAAGUUAAUCCAUCAUUGUGGAUUGGUUGGUCACAUCGAAGAUAUCGCUGUUGCUAUGGAUCAACGAGGUAAGCGGCUAGGAAAGUUGCUGAUUGACAAAUUAACAGAGAUCGGCAAAAAUGCAGGGUGCUACAAGAUAGUCUUAGAUUGCGACCCUAAGAACGCCGAGUUUUACGAAAAAUGUGGCUACACCCAGGCUGGCUUGUCGAUGCAAGUUAGGUUCAAGGACUAA